Messenger RNA from Exophiala aquamarina CBS 119918, 2160 nucleotides. RefSeq names its product long-chain acyl-CoA synthetase. Gene Ontology annotation, biological process: long-chain fatty acid metabolic process. The record is from RefSeq and is a predicted model, not a curated record. Gene Ontology annotation, molecular function: long-chain fatty acid-CoA ligase activity. Gene Ontology annotation, cellular component: membrane; endoplasmic reticulum. Lineage: Eukaryota; Fungi; Ascomycota; Eurotiomycetes; Chaetothyriales; Herpotrichiellaceae. The transcript has a single exon. The coding region runs from base 1 to 2160 and encodes 719 amino acids.
AUGCCAUCCCUUCUCUCGUCCAAACCACUCUUCCUGCAAACAGCAGAAGAAUACAACAAACCUCCUCCCAAGGGUCAACCUUACUCAAUUACCCUCCCAGGCUCCGAACAACCUGGCCGCACUGCCGUCUACCGACAUCACAAAUGCCGCGAUGGCCUCCUUGAGACUCUCGACCCUGCAGUCCGUACAGGGCACGAUAUGUUCGAGUCUGCUGCCCAGAAAUAUCCUCAUGCUCCUUGCCUCGGUUACAGACCGUACGAUUCAGCCCGGAAGGCCUGGGGUCCUUACGAGUGGCUUGACUAUGAGACUGUGCAGAAGAGACGAGCAGACUUGGGUGUUGGCCUGGUAGAGAUCCACACACGCGAGGGCAUCACGGGCACUCAAUAUGGAGUUGGAUUGUGGUGCCAAAACAGACCGGAAUGGCAGUUGACUGAUCUGGCUUGCAUGUCACAAUCGCUCUUCAGCGUCUCCCUUUACGACAGCUUGGGCCCCGAGACUUCCGAGUACAUCAUCAGACACGCAGAUCUGGCCUGUGUGGUGACUUCGCUAGUACAUGUUCCAGUACUUCUCAAAUUGAAAGCACGAUUGCCCAACCUCAAGUCCCUUGUGGUUCUGGAUUCGCUAGCUCCGACCACGAACGAGACUCCAGAAUUGUCCAAACAGGCCCUUUUAGACUCCCUUGCUAAAGAGGUAGGCGUCAAAAUCUAUUCUCUGGAGACGGUGGAAAAGCUUGGAGCUUCUCUCAACAGACCCUACAAUCCACCGAGACCCUCAGAUGCCAUCACAAUCAACUAUACAUCUGGAACCACCGGUCCACCAAAGGGAGUCCUGCUCACGCAUGCCCAUGCCGUUGCCGCAACGACAUGUUCCCUGACCAGUUCACCUAUCGAUAGACACGGGGUUGCAAUCAGCUACUUGCCCUUGGCGCACAUUUAUGGUCGACUGCUCGAACAUACGGUGCUCUGGACGGGGGCUCGAAUUGGAUAUUUCCAUGGCAAUCCUCUCGAAUUGAUCGACGAUCUCAAGCUCCUUCGACCAACCACAUUUGCUUCUGUUCCUCGACUGUGGAAUCGGUUUGGAGGAGCCAUCAAGUCACAGACGGUCGAGCAGCCAGGCUUCAAAGGCGCGUUGAGCCGACAUAUUGUCAAGACCAAACUUGCAAACGCCAAUCCCGCUCCCCAGUCCGUAGGAGCAACUCCUCCCACUCCUACCUUCACCCACGCAUUCUACGACCGCAUUUGGGGACGAAAAGUUGCUUCAGCUUUCGGACUCGAUCGUGUCACAACCAUGGUUUCUGGUGCUGCACCCCUGGAUCCAUCCCUACAGGCCUUCCUUCGCAUUGUAUUCUCCUCUCGAACCAUGCAGGGCUACGGAUUGACUGAAACCUAUGCCAUUGCUAUGACCCAGCCAGUUGGUGAUUUCUCUGUCUCGAGUGUGGGCGGCGUGGUACCCGCUCAAGAAGCUUGUCUCUUGAGCGUUCCAGACAUGGACUAUACUGUUCAUGAUAAGCCAUAUCCGAGAGGCGAGCUUUUGUUGAAGGGCAAAUCCGUGUUUUCGGGUUACUACCACAACGACGAGGAGACGGCCAAAGCUUUCACGGAAGACGGCUGGUUCAUGACAGGUGACAUCUGCAGUGUGGACGAACUCGGCAGAUUUUCCAUCAUUGAUCGGAGGAAGAAUGUGCUCAAGUUGGCACAGGGGGAGUACCUUUCCCCAGAGAGAAUCGAGGGUGUUUAUCUGUCAUCCCUGACCUAUCUGGCUCAGGCAUUUGUUCAUGGAGACAGCGCCCAGACCUUCCUCGUGGCUAUUCUAGGCGUCCAGCCUGAUACUUUCGCCGUGUUUGCUUCCAAAGUCCUUGGUCGCGAAAUCUCGCCGACUGACCUGCCCGCUAUCCAAGCUGCUGCGAGCGAACCGAAGAUCAAGGCAGCAGUCCUGAAAGACCUGGACAAAGCGGGUCGAAAGAAGAAAUUCGCGGGCUAUGAGCGGGUUAGAAAUAUCCAAUUAGAACUCGAACCUUUCACCAUCGACAACGAAUUGCUAACGCCGACAUUGAAGCUCAAAAGACCAGUCGCAGCCAAGAAGUAUCGCGAUGUAUUGGACCGCUUGUAUGCAGAGGCGCUGGAGGCGGAGCAGAACCAGCCUCAGAAAGCGAGAUUGUAG